Phaedon cochleariae (mustard beetle) is the source of this 1732-nucleotide messenger RNA. NCBI's taxonomy places the organism in Eukaryota, Metazoa, Arthropoda, Insecta, Coleoptera, Chrysomelidae. The record is from the annotation of a GenBank genome assembly.
UGAUGAAAAUCUGGAUAUCAUUUUGAUAGUUGAUCCAAGAGAGAUAUUUUUCUAAUUUGGCAUUUUAUUUUAUUUGGUCCUACAAAAUGUGUGAUUGUGAAUCAAACAGAAGUAUGGAUGUGAAAACGCCUCGAAAUGUAUAUCUAUCAGGAUUUUACAAGAGGAGUUUUGCAUUUUAUACCAUCAAAAAUCGGAUGCCCGUUAUUAUAACAAGUUUGCUGGACAAUUUAGCAAGGAACAAAUUGAAACUUGCUGAAAAAUACGAGGAAGAAGCUAAAGAAGAAAUAAAAACAGUUAUAGGACAGCUUUCCAAACUCAAAUAUGAAAUUCAAACAAAUAAACCUUUAAAAUUGUUGUCAAGCCAAGCAGCUGAUGCAAAAAUAUAUAAUGAAUACAUUACCAGGCAGGCUAAUGAAGAAGGCCAUGCCACCUAUUUUCACACCAUUUGGCUGUUAGCUGAGUGUUAUAUGUACAGAAGAAUAUGGCAGAUAUUUGAGACAAUGUCUGUUCUCAAGAAUUUUGAUCCAUUUCAAGAUAAGAAAGAAGAAUCAUUUUUUACUGCCUUGCCACUCAUAGAACAGAUGGGAAAAUAUUUGUGGGAUAGCAUACAUGAUUCAACCACACCUAGUGAAGAUGAAUUUGUUCAGUUCAUGAAGCUCAAUCUAUGGGGAAAUAAGUGUGACUUGUCUCUGUCCUUAGGAAAAGUGACUGAAGAAAAUACUCUAUUUGAUAUAUCAUCAUUAGAUAAGCAAAUAUUGAGUGAUUACUCAACAGAUAUAUGGAAAGCAAUUUCAGCUUGUGAUUCUUCCUCAGAUAUUGUUGAUAUUGUAUUUGACAAUGCUGGCUAUGAGGUGUUCACAGAUCUCUGUCUAGCUGAUUACAUGAUAGCAAAACAACUAGCUAAAACUAUAAGACUUUAUGUCAAGACAAUACCUUGGUUUAUUUCUGAUGUAAUGACACAUGAUUUCCACUGGAUGCUACAACAACUGAAAAGUCAUGAAAAUCAUGUGUUGCAAAAUCUGGGUGAAAGGUGGCAAAGCUACAUAGAUAAUGGUACAUGGCUAAUUGUGGAAUCUGACUUCUGGACUUUGCCAUUUGACUAUACUUAUAUGGCCAGAGUGGACCAGAAUCUGUACAAGCAAUUAGCAGAAGCAAAGUUGGCCAUAUUCAAAGGGGAUUUGAAUUAUAGGAAGCUGUUUGGGGAGAAAAAUUGGGACCCCACAACAUCUGUUGAUCAAGCAUUACAGAAUUUCAAUCCAACCAAACUGGCCAUUUUACGUACAAUCAAAGCAGAUAUUGUAUGUGGGCUUGAGGAAGGAAUAGCAGAAAAAAUAGAAGCUGAGGAUCCAAAGUGGAUGGAAACAGGAAAUUGGGGGCUCAUUCAAUAUUCCAAUAAAAUAGUUGAGAUCAAAUGAAAUUAUCAACUGAGAAACUGGAUUGUUGAACCAUUCUCAAAUACUAUAUGUUGUGAUUUAUGGGUUUAAACAAAUGAACUGAUACAUUUCAUCAGCAAGUAUGAAGAUUCCAGGAUCAGCAAAACUGCUGGAUUGGUGGGAUAUCUACUUCAUUUUGUUAUUCUUUGUUUCAAAGAACUGGGGUUGUAGCAGAGAACAGAGGUGCGAUUUUAUUUUGACCUCUAUCCUUGCUCUAUAUAGGGUGUUUCCAGCUAUGGUUGUAGACUACUUCAAAGGUUGACUUAUGUCCUUUCAGUAAAAUAAAGUUCCUAUGAACA